AUAAAAGGGAGGUGUGUUCAGCUCAUUAAAUCAGUCUUGUCUGUUUCAGCUUCAUCGCAGCAACAAACAAGUCUCUCACAUCUGCUGCAGUUUGAGUUUCAAUUACAUUACAUCAUGGGUAAUCACGGCUUUACAUUACUGUUGGCCGUUGUCUCGUUAAUGGCUGGGUCUAUCAAGUGCGGACCGAUGGGCUCGUCUUCUGGUGGAUAUGGCUCCUAUUCUUAUCAGACAACAACUACCAAGGAGUACUACACUACUGCCUCCUACUACACCACCAAGGCUCCCGAGUACUACACCACGACCUCCUACUAUACCACCAAGGCGCCGGAGUACUACACAACAACGUAUGCAGCUCCCACCUAUUACACCGAGGCCCCGAAGUACUACACCACCAAGGCUCCCGAGUACUACACCACAGUUUCCUACUACACAACAAAGGCGCCCGAGUACUAUACUACAAAGGCCCCUGAGUAUUACACCACAAAGAAGGUCGAGUACUACACAACAACCUACGCUGCCCCUAGCUACUACACCGAGGCUCCGAAGUAUUACACCACCGAGGCUCCAAAGUACUACACCACAACGUAUGCGACUCCUAGUUAUUACACCGAGGCUCCAAAGUACUACACCACCAAGGCACCCGAGUACUACACAACACCGGAGACGUACUACACCACGACCUACGCAGCCCCCAGCUACUACACCGAAGCUCCCAAGUACUACACCACCAAGGCACCUGAAUACUACACUGAGGCUCCAAAGUACUACCCGGCUCCAAGCUACACCACCACAGCAGCUCCUUACUACACCACUGAACCUGUAAAGUAUUACGUAGCCCCGACUUACUACCCCACUGCUGCCCCAUCUUACUAUGUUGAGCCAACUUACUACACCGAGGCUCCGCAAUAUUACUCAGCUCCUAGCUACUACGAGACCGAGGCACCAAAGUACUACACAACUGCCGCCCCAAGCUACUACACCGAAGCCCCUAAGUAUUAUGCUGCUCCGAGCUAUUACCAGACUGAAGCGCCCGUUUAUUAUACUAAAGCUCCCGAGUACUACACCACCAAGGCUCCAGAGUACUACACUACGACCUACGCAGCCCCUAGCUACUACACAGAGGCCCCAAAGUACUACACCACCAAGGCACCUGAAUACUACACCGAGGCUCCAAAGUAUUAUUCAGCUCCAAGCUACACCACUACAGCUGCUCCUUACUACACCACUGAAGCUGCCAAGUAUUACGUAGCCCCAACUUACUACACCGCUGCUGCCCCAUCUUACUAUGUUGAGCCAACUUACUACACCGAAGCACCUCAAUACUACGCUGCUCCCAGCUACACCACCAAGGCUCCAGAAUACUACACCACUGCUGCCUACUACACCACUAAGACACCCGAGUACUAUACCACUCCGGCUCCUUACUACACUACGACUUAUGCAGCUCCUACCUACUACACUGAGGCCCCAAAGUAUUACACCACCAAAGCAGCCGAGUACUAUACAACUGCCUCCUACUACACCACUAAGGCGCCAGAAUACUACACCACCAAGAAAGCUGAAUACUACACUACUCCGGCACCUUACUACAGCACUACGACCUACGCUGCUCCCAGCUACUACACCGAGGCUCCCAAGUACUACACCACCAAGGCUCCCGAGUACUACACAACGGCUUCCUACUACACCACAAAGGCACCUGAGUACUACACAACCAAGAAAACUGAAUACUACACUGAGGCUCCCAAAUAUUAUUCCGCCCCAGCAUACUAGAUGUUGUUAAUAUUUUAUGUAGAGAGAAUUUCUUUAUUUAUUAUUUGUUUCGCUCGCAUGUCAAUUAGAAAGUGAGUGUAUUGCUGUUUUUUAUUUUGUACUUUGCAAACUGCAGCUAGUGAGAGCCAGAACAAUACAGCAAGUGCCAAGAA
Daphnia pulex (common water flea) is the source of this 1925-nucleotide messenger RNA. Its product is annotated as extensin-2-like. The record is from RefSeq and is a predicted model, not a curated record. Bases 115 to 1773 code for a protein of 552 amino acids. Lineage: Eukaryota; Metazoa; Arthropoda; Branchiopoda; Diplostraca; Daphniidae. The transcript has 3 exons.